This is a messenger RNA of Epinephelus lanceolatus (giant grouper), 4573 nucleotides long. RefSeq names its product integrator complex subunit 6 (gene ints6). Gene Ontology annotation, biological process: snRNA 3'-end processing. Gene Ontology annotation, cellular component: integrator complex. Lineage: Eukaryota; Metazoa; Chordata; Actinopteri; Perciformes; Serranidae. The record is from RefSeq and is a predicted model, not a curated record.
GCAGGGACACACUAUGAGGGGGAACUUUGUUUCUAUGAAACUUAGGAAUAUUUGCAAAAUAUUGUAAAAAUUAUCAAAAUCCCUCGUGAAUCAAUAACCUGCCCCUAGGGUUUGAGGUUUUUAGGUUAGUUCGCCCGGAAAGGGCUUCUACACUCACUAUUCUUACACUUUUUUUGAAAGAAUGUGUGAGACAGACAGUUAGCCAGCUAGCUAGCUAGCUGAGAGGUGAUACAGGCGGCAGGAGAACAAAAGAUUUUUUUUGCGUUUUGGCCGGUUGUACUGACACCAAGUCCAUGCAGAACGUGUCAUUACCAUCACAAUGCCCGUUUUACUUUUUCUGAUAGACACGUCCGCUUCAAUGAACCAGCGCACCCAUCUGGGCACUACCUAUCUGGACAUAGCAAAAGGCGCUGUUGAGACUUUUAUGAAGCUCAGAGGGAGAGAUCCGGCGAGCCGAGGGGACCGGUAUAUGUUGGUAAAUUUUGAAGACGUUCCGUUCGGGAUAAAGGCUGGAUGGAAGGAGAGCCACGCCACCUUCAUGACAGAGCUGAGGAACCUCCAAGCAACCGGGCUCACAUCUAUCGGCCAGUCCUUGAGGACCGCUUUUGAUUUACUCAAUCUCAAUAGAUUAGUGACUGGGAUAGACAACUAUGGACAGGGAAGGAACCCCUUUUUCCUCGAGCCCGCCAUCAUAAUCGCCAUCACCGACGGCAACAAGUUGACAAGCGGCGGUGGAGUCCAAGACGAGCUCCAUCUGCCUCUGACCACCCCGCUGCCCGGCAGUGAGCUGACCAAGGAGCCCUUCCGCUGGGAUCAGCGUCUGUUCGCUCUGGUGCUGCGCAUCCCCGGCAACGCUUCGGUGGAGCCCGAGCCCCUGGGUGGCGUCCCGCCUGAUGAUUCUCCAAUCACUCCCAUGUGUGAGGUCACUGGAGGACGUUCCUACAGCGUGUUCUCUCAGCGUAUGUUGAAUCAGUGUCUGGAGUCCCUGGUGCAGAAAAUUCAGAGUGGAGUGGUGAUAAACUUUGAGAAGACUGGACCUGACCCACCUCCUUUAGAGGAUGCUCCAGCUGAGGCGGUGAAGUCCGGUCCACAGGCCUGGCAUUGUUGUCACAAGCUGAUCUACGUACGACCCAACCCUAAAACUGGUGUUCCCAUUGGUCACUGGCCAAUCCCUGAGGCCUUCUGGCCGGACCAGAACUCCCCCACACUGCCCCCCCGCUCAGCCCACCCCCACGUUCGUUUCUCCUGUCUGGACGCUGAGCCCAUGGUGAUCGACAAGGUGCCCUUCGACAAAUACGAGCUGGAGCCGUCGCCUCUCACACAGUACAUUUUGGAGAGGAAGUCCCCACACACCUGCUGGCAGGUGUUUGUGUGUAACAGUGCCAAGUACAGUGACCUGGGCCAACCCUUCGGCUACUUAAAGGCCAGCACGGCUCUAAACUGUGUCAACCUGUUUGUGAUGCCCUACAAUUACCCAGUGCUUCUGCCACUUCUGGACGACUUAAUCAAAGUGCACAAGUUCAAGCCCACCAUCAAAUGGCGGCAGUCCUUUGAGAACUACCUGAAGACCAUGCCUCCGUAUUAUAUCGGGUCCCUGAGGAAGGCUCUGAGAAUCAUGGGAGCACCGAACCUGCUGGCUGACAACAUGGAGUACGGCCUGAGCUACAGCGUGGUCUCCUACCUGAAGAAGCUCAGCCAACAGUCAAAAAUCGAGUACGACCGCCUGAUCGCCUUGAUCGGUAAGAAGCAGCCACCAGAGGCUGGCAUCAAGGUGCGUUGGCGAGGCGGAGGCAUAUCUCUGGCCCAGCGCAGGGACUUCAUCCAGCAGCUGCAGAGUCUCUCAGGAGAGGCUCCGACUCUGCCCAUGGAGCUCAACCCCAAAGAGUUCCAGGGCUUUCAGCUGGCACUGCUCAACAAGGGCCUGAAGCCACAGAGCUUUAGGAAUCCCUACGACAUCCCCCGCAGCCACCUGCUGGACCAGCUCAGCCGAAUGAGGAGGAACCUGCUCAACACCAGCGUCUGUACUCUCAGAGGGCAGGACUCAGACCAGCUCCACAGCGUGCCAAUAGCCCAGAUGGGCAACUACCAAGACUUCCUCAAAGCUGCUCCUCAGCCUCUUCGAGACGCCGACCCUGAGCAGCCCAAACGCCUCCACACAUUCGGCAACCCCUUCAAACUGGACAAGAAGGGCAUGAUGAUCGACGAGGCGGACGAGUUCGUGACCGGCCCUCAGAACAAGGGGAAGAGACCGGGAGACAGCAGCAACAUGACGGGCGGAGGGCCCAAGAGACGGCGCUGCAUGUCGCCUCUGCUGCGGCUGGGCAGAGCCUACACGCCUCCAGUAACGCCCCCUGCCAGCCCUCGACCCACAGACAUGGACAUGAGCGACGGAGCACCUGAACCGGACCUGAUCAUCAACCACCUGAAUCAGAACCACUACGGCUCAGACGGGAGCUCGGACUCAGAGGCAGACCAUCCCUCAGGGCCUGCCAACCACCAGGAGAACCACACGGCCGCAGACCCCGAGGACCUCCGACACGGGGACGACGACGAGGAGAACGGGCAACCCCGGGCGGGAGAGUUUUCGCCGGGCAGCGAGGAAGGAGUGGAGAUGGUGAUGAUGGACGACCAGACGCCUCGCUACCUGUCACCUGCAGCUCUGAAGAAACACAUUCACAUGGAGACGACGAAGGUCAACAAUGAGCUGAGGACGCUCAUCACCAAGGAGAUCAGGAAACCUGGCAGACACUAUGAGAAGAUCUUCCUUCUCCUGAAGCAGAUCCAGGGCACUCUGGACACCCGACUCAUCUUCCUCCAAAACAUCAUCAAAGAGGCUGCCAGGUUCAAGAAGCGCGUUCUCAUCGAGCAGCUGGAGAACUUCCUGGAAGAAAUCCACAACAGAUCCAAUAACAUGAACCACGUGGACACGCUCUGAGACCGGCUCAUUCCCAAACUGAACUUAAUGAUAAUAAACCUGACAAACACCCUCAUCCUUCUGAGUCCCCCCCUCUUUCCCCUUCCUUACUGGGGCCCCUGCGGAGACGAGAUGAGACGAGACAGCACCCAGCUCUCAAACUAUCACCUCUUCAGCGGACUCUCAAGGUUAUUGAUGGUCGCGUUGGUUUGCACACAGUUUAAAGUCAGUGUUGACCCUGGAUGAUGCGAGCACAUUUUUCAGAUAUCCAAAAGGGGGAGUGAGGAAGCGCACAGGUAAAGUGUUUGUCUAUGUUGGACAUUUGGCUGUUGUUGUCCUGAAGCAUUCCCUUCGAUUAUUCCCCUCCCAGAUUAGAUUUUCUUCUUCUUAAAAAGACAACGAAAAUCUCUCAAACGAGGAGGCGGAGUAAACGAGAGGAGCGCAGGAUGUGUCUUGUGAGGAACAGGUGGCAGCCUGCGCCUGGAUGUCAUGUUCAGUCGUGUUUAAUGUGUGACGAUGUGAUAAACCGACGGUGUAGGAAGGGUGCAGGUUGAGUUUUGGUAACUCAGGGUCAAACGGGAUCCAGUGGAGAUGCUCAUGAAGUACUUCUCUCCCCAUUUUUGUUCAUUCACUUUCCCCCUUCGUGUUAGUUCUACUUUUUGUUUCGUGGGAGGACGAGAGUCUGUCACUCUGCUUUCACUGUUGAAAUUAACUUUCAACACUCCACUAACUGAAGCACUCCAAAGCUGUGCUCUUAAACUUUGCUCAAGUAUUAGAUUUGAUCAACUUGUGGUUUACCUGCCAGACUGAUGAUUAAUAUCACUGAGGAUAAAUGAAUUGAUAAUUUCGCUAAAACCGAUCCGUAGUUUUGAUGACGUCUGCAAACUGUUAACUGUAAACUGUGGUUUUCUGAGAGAUCAACACAAAAUCCACUGAAAUGAUGCGACAUCAUUGGUUACAAAUGUUGAAACACAGGGACGAAAAGCUCAGGAACUAAUGCAUCAUAAUCAGCAAUAACAUCGGAGCUACUUUAACCCCACAUUUCUAUCUUAUUUUACCCUGAAACAGCUGAUAUGCAACACAAACUGUCGUCUCCUGGAGUGUUGAUGAGCCGAGGUCUCGGAUGCCAGCUUGUCCCAACAUGCUGGUCGCUGCCAAAUAACUUAACCCGCCCCUGGAAACUCCUCCCCCCCGCCAUGAAUCUCAAACCAACUUCUUGUCACUUAACCGUGAAUGCACUUGUGUAAAUUUGAGAAUUUAUUUAAUGUAAUUUAAAAGAAAAACUACAUUUUUGUUGCAGUUUUUCCCAGCAAUCCUUUAUCUUUUUUUUGUCGGGCCUGUUCAAUUUUCUCAAAUAUACACAAAGAAUCUGAAUUGAGGUCUAGAGGUCAGGAGUUGAUUUCUGAUUCAGAGGGCAGCCCUCUUCUGUUCCCUCCCUCCUCGGACAGGGACCAAAAUCUGCCAUACUUGUCUUUGUUUGUGAAGAGGCCGCUACCAAAAGAGUAUUUUGAAUACACUGUAAAGAUGUAAAUAACCCUAGAGUACUAUUUAAAGAGAAUGUUCAGUGGAAAAUGGCCUUUUUGUAAGUAUUUCCAUGAAUAAAGUUUCUAUUUUACACUGUGAAGGGCCAUGUAAAUAAAGUGUUCUGUAAAGAUGUGA